CAGUGUACUUAUCGAAUGGCUAAAGUACAGUUACUCUGUAUCUCAAUCUUCCUAUUAGUCUGCGUCGCCGUCGCCGGCGCCGGCGAAUCGUCUAGCUUCGACGGCGAGAAUCCGAUCCGAUCAGUCGUUUACGACGGUAUACGUCAACUCGAGGCAUCUGUUCUUGAAGUCGUAGGUUACUCUCGUAGAGCUAUCUCCUUCGCUCGCUUUGCUACAAGAUAUGGAAAGCGAUAUGGAACGGCUGAUGAUAUCAACUUACGAUUCUCGAUUUUUUCGGAGAAUUUGAAGAUGAUUCGAUCGCAUAACAAGAAGCGACUCUCUUAUACUCUUGCUGUUAAUGAGUUUGCUGAUUUGAGCUGGGAAGAGUUUCAUAGGAGUAAGUUAGGAGCUUCUCAGAACUGUUCUGCAACCAUAAGAGGCAAUCAUAGGCUUACAGAUGAUAUUCUUCCUAAUGUGAAAGACUGGAGAGAUGCAGGUAUAGUGAGUCCUGUGAAAAACCAGGGAGGCUGUGGAUCUUGCUGGACUUUCAGUACAACUGGGGCAUUGGAAGCAGCUUAUACACAAGCAUUUGGGAAGGGAAUUUCAUUAUCUGAGCAACAACUUGUGGAUUGUGCUGGAACAUUUAAUAACUAUGGUUGUAAUGGUGGCUUGCCUUCCCAAGCCUUUGAAUACAUUAAAUAUAAUGGAGGACUUGAUACCGAGGAAGCUUAUCCUUACACAGCAGUAGAUGGAAAAUGCAAAUUUUCUUCUGAAAAUGUUGGUAUUCAAGUUGUUGAUUCCGUGAACAUCACAUUAGGGGCUGAAGAUGAAUUGAAACACGCCGUAGGAACUGUAAGGCCAGUAAGUGUUGCAUUUGAGGUGGUAAAUAGUUUCAGGUUUUACAAGAAAGGAGUUUACACUAGUGGAAAUUGUGGCAAGACUCCAAUGGAUGUAAACCAUGCUGUUCUAGCAGUGGGAUAUGGGAUUGAAAAUGAAAUUCCGUUUUGGCUGAUAAAGAAUUCAUGGGGAGGAGAUUGGGGAGAUAAUGGUUACUUCAAAAUGGAGUUGGGCAAGAACAUGUGUGGCGUUGCAACUUGUGCAUCGUAUCCAAUUGUAGCUUAGACGGAGGCAUCAAUCAAUCCUCUGUUGUAUACAUCCACACAAUCCUUCAUCAUAUUUGAUUUGUAAAAUGAAAUGUACCUAGUUACUUGGUAUUUAAGGAUAUAGAACAAGAAACAACUAAUAAGUAUGUAUGUUUGUUGUAA
Messenger RNA from Impatiens glandulifera, 1244 nucleotides. RefSeq names its product thiol protease aleurain-like. Gene Ontology annotation, biological process: immune response. Gene Ontology annotation, molecular function: cysteine-type endopeptidase activity. The coding region runs from base 16 to 1101 and encodes 361 amino acids. The transcript has 7 exons. NCBI's taxonomy places the organism in Eukaryota, Viridiplantae, Streptophyta, Magnoliopsida, Ericales, Balsaminaceae. The record is from RefSeq and is a predicted model, not a curated record. Gene Ontology annotation, cellular component: lysosome.